AUGAACUUGUUACUUUCCGACGAUUAUCUCCUCCAGGAUUACCCCGAGAACAUCACGAAUACGAUCCGAUCAGGACAUGCGACAACAUUGCGCUUCAACCGCCAGGGCGAUUACCUGGCGUCCGGCCGAGUCGAUGGAACAGUGGUAGUAUGGGAUCUCGAGACUAUGGGAGUAGCCAGAAAAUUGAGAGGCCACAAUAAGAGCAUCACAUUCCUAAGUUGGUCGCGAUGUGGGCAGUAUCUUCUCACGACCUGCCAAGGAUGGAAAGCUAUUCUCUGGGACCUUCAGGAUGGCAACCGUCUACGAGAGGUUCGCUUUCGCGCGCCGGCAUAUAUGGCCGAGCUUCAUCCAUGGAACCACCUUCAAUUCGUCGCGGCGCUUUUCGAAGAGCAGCCUGUUCUUGUCGAUGUCACCGAUCCCGUUGACGUAAAACAUAUCUUACCAUCCGCACCGAAGAGAUCGAAUAGCGACGGCGACGCCGCAUUGCGCGAGAAACAAGCUAAAGAAGACGCCAAGCAAAUGACAACUUGUGCGGUCUGGAGCACCACGGGAGACCACAUUCUCGCUGGCACGAACAAGGGAAAACUAAAUAUUAUCGAUGCGAAAACCUACGAAAUCAUAUACUCGGAUAAAAUAUGCGCAGGAGUCAUUACGACAAUGAGAAUGACGGUGUCAGGCCGUGAAUUACUUGUCAAUUCACAAGACAGAAUUAUUCGAACAUUCCGAGUGCCUAACUUGCUUGCGGAAAACCUCGAUCUCGACACGUUACAGGUGCCAUUGGAGCACAAGUUUCAGGACGUCGUCAACAGGCUGUCAUGGAAUCAUGUCACAUUUAGUGCUACUGGCGAAUACGUAGCAGCCUCGACGUAUAACAACCACGAGCUGUACGUUUGGGAGCGCAAUCACGGCAGUCUCGUAUGUAUGCUCAAAGACCCAAAAGAAGAACAAGGAGUGAUAGAGUGGCACCCAACUCGUGCUCUCUUAGCUGCCUGUGGUUUGGAAACCGGUCGCAUAUACAUAUGGUCUGUCGUGAGUCCGCAAAAAUGGUCGGCACUGGCGCCAGACUUUGCCGAAGUGGAAGAAAAUGUUGAGUACAUUGAGAAGGAGGACGAGUUUGAUAUUUACGCGCAAGAAGAAAUUCACCGAAGGCGACUGGACGCGGAAGACGAAGAAGUGGAUGUCUUGACGCUCGACCCAUCCAAGACUCUGGAUGAAGACGAAAGCUUCCGGAUGCCAAUCCUGUUUAAUCUCGGCGAGAGCGAUAGUGAGGAUGAAUUCAUCGCCGUAUCCACCGGUACCAUGAGACCCUCAGGCAACACCCAGAGCUCUAUGAAGUCCCAAAGAGGAUUAGCGCGUGACCUGCUGCCAGCCGCUCUCAAGUCCAGAUUCUUUCAGGCUUCCCCCGUCCUUCUCGCUUUAACCACGACAAACUUUGCCUACAACACAAAGUCAUCACAUCGCGCGUCGGGCAUCGCGCGCAACUUAUCGAAACAGCUCAACGACCGACAUCGACCGAUUGACGACAUCGCCGACCGCGAUUUUUCGAUUUUCUGCGACUUACGAGGUGGCGGCGACGGGGGAGACCAGCCUGAGGUUCACCUAGGCCCGGUCGGCCAGGACAGGCGUUGCGGCUCAUCGCCAUCCAGCAAUCGCAUUUGA
This is a messenger RNA of Fusarium coffeatum, 1659 nucleotides long. RefSeq lists its product as uncharacterized. NCBI's taxonomy places the organism in Eukaryota, Fungi, Ascomycota, Sordariomycetes, Hypocreales, Nectriaceae. Gene Ontology annotation, cellular component: Set1C/COMPASS complex. Gene Ontology annotation, molecular function: protein binding. The record is from RefSeq and is a predicted model, not a curated record. The transcript has 3 exons. The coding region runs from base 1 to 1659 and encodes 552 amino acids.